This is a messenger RNA of Melitaea cinxia (Glanville fritillary), 2041 nucleotides long. RefSeq lists its product as uncharacterized. Gene Ontology annotation, biological process: sodium ion transmembrane transport. The coding region runs from base 1 to 1926 and encodes 641 amino acids. The transcript is spliced from 16 exons. The record is from RefSeq and is a predicted model, not a curated record. NCBI's taxonomy places the organism in Eukaryota, Metazoa, Arthropoda, Insecta, Lepidoptera, Nymphalidae. Gene Ontology annotation, cellular component: membrane.
AUGGCUACCCGAAAUAUUAAUUCGAUGGACACUAUUCUUACAUAUGAUAACAGAGAUGCGCAAAGCCAAUGGUCAGUGGUAUGGUCCACCGCCCAUAUCCCCGGCAUGGACAACGCGUCGGGAGGCGCACAAAGAGGCAUGCGGGGGCGCCGCAAGCUGAGACUUGGCUCACUCGCGCUUGGAGCUUGUUUAACUAUGCAUUGUCGAGUUGCAGCCUCGGCGCUCACUGGAGGAUUUUUUCUUUUUAUGUUGUUUUUAAUAAUGUCUACUGGUCUUCUUGCAAACCCUUUACGUCAUUUCGAAGUAUAUCUCGGUCAGUGGAGUAUCAGUGGACCAGGUCGCGCAUUUCGUAUUUUGCCUAUGUUUGAGGGUAUCGGAUUGGCAAUAUGCAUAAAUGCUUUAGUGAGAGCCAUUAUUUGUUGCACAAUCGCUUCUAUAGCUGCAAUCUACGUAUUUCACUCAGUCUCGGACUCUAAGUUGCCAUUUACACAUUGCAGAGACUUUGACCUGAAACCAUAUAACCCUGUAGCAAAAAAUGUCACAUUUAUUAUGUUAUCAGAGUCUAAUCUUUCAUCGGUAACUGGGGAACUUAGCGAUGAAAAUAUGAAACCAGAACAUGUAACAGUUGGAACUCAAGAUUUGGCAUGGAGAAACGUAACUGAUAAAAAUCUAAAAUAUGAAGGACCUUUAAAAAAUAUAACUCGCCGAACUUUCCCUCAAACAAUAGAAGUUUGUAAUGAGGGCUAUUCCAUGGGCUACCCAACUUUAUUCAGCACUCCUGCAUAUAAUUUUUUUUAUAUUGAAGUAGUUUUAUUUCGCGAAGAUAACGACAAAGUCCAGUUCAAUAUGGCAUUAUCGUUAUGUUUGACAUUCGUAUGGAGUAUUUUAUGGGUUUUGCUGAUAAAAGAGCGGCUAAGCCAAGGAAGGUUAAUUUGGAAUAAUGUACAUUCCUGGCUUGUAGUUGUGCCGUGGAUUUGGUCAGUUGUGCUUUUGGUCACUGCUAUCAUCAAAUUAUUCAGUUUGCCAGAAGUAAUGCGUAAAGUGUUCAGGAUUGGUGCUAAAGAAGUAAUUGCAGGUCUAGCUGAUGCUUUAGAAAUAUCUAUCUACAUACAUUCAGCUAGUGUGGGAUCAGAAAUAAUUCACGGAAAAGGACUAAAUCACUACGCUAUGGGUCAUAUCGAUCCACAUCUCAAUGGUGAGAAUGUGUGGCACAGCGGACUUUUACUUCUGUUAACGGGACUGCAUUCGGCUGGAGCCGCAAUAUGUGCCCUAGUCGAUUGCAUACAACCUAAUACCAAGACUGUUUACAACAUGAAGGAAAGUACUUUAUGGAUAAUUCCUAUGUACUCUAAAUGUGCACUGAUCAAUAACUACUCACAUUUUCUAUCAACGCUUAUAUUCAGCGGGUUAUCAUUUUCCUACAUGAGCGUGGCUUAUAUCCUUGUGAAGACUGCUCUACAUACAAUAUUUGAAUGUAAAGUUAAAUUAGUUUUUAAAGAACAAGCUGUCGUCGCUGGUACCAUCUUAACAUGCAUGGGGUUAAGUCUUCUGUUUGCAACAAAUAGUGGUGUGGUUCUACUCGAAAGUGUGGAUGCAAUCAUGACUGGCAUUGCAAUGCCCUCUAUUUGUCUGUUAGAAUUGGUUGCGCUUCUGUACAUUUAUCGCAAUCACGACUUCAUUUCCGACAUGAAUAUCGCAACCGAAGAGAAUGCGUGCUCCACGAGGAUCGGCGCUCAGUGGCAGAUCAUACCUUUUAUAGUGCUGGCAACCGUAGUGAUGCGGGUGUCUCUGCUGUGCGGCGCGGAGCUACCGCGGCGCUCCUUGUGGGCCGCGUGCGCGCCGCUGGCCGCGGCGCUGCUGGCGCCCGUGCUGCGCGCCGCGCACAACGCGUACGCGUUCCUGCGCCCGGCGCGCCGCACCGCCUAGCGCUCUGUUCACUUACCUUGACUUUAUACAUUUUGACUGAGAUGUUAGUUACAUUUCGACAAAAUUCAUUGUGAUGUCGAUUCCAGUUUUUAAUAUAAAUGAAGGUCUUGCACGG